Molecule: messenger RNA, 705 nt
Organism: Cantharellus anzutake
Lineage: Eukaryota; Fungi; Basidiomycota; Agaricomycetes; Cantharellales; Hydnaceae
Exons: 8
Coding region: 1-705 (234 amino acids)
Source: RefSeq, a predicted model, not a curated record
AUGGUCUGGGUGGUUGCACAGUCACGGAGCCAGUCCAUUCCAGGGUUAGGACCAGCCCUGUUGAUUUACUAUCCCCCUUACUUUCGGCAGGAGAAGACAGGUAGCGUUGGUAGUCAGAUCGAUCCACUAACCGAGCUAGCGACAGCCGAAAGACUGGACGAUGACGGAGCAAAAUUAUUGAGAAUGAAUGAUGGAGAGUACGUCGAAAUUCUGCGGAUGAAGCUUAACAGAGUCGUUACUCGGGCGGAGAAGGUAUCCUAUGCGCGUGAUGGGUACCUGGCUGCGGAGGUGGCCAGUCAGAAGCAGUCUCCUGACAUAAGCCGCUCUCAUACCGUAAAGGGGAAUGGCUUAGGCUACAACCCAAAUGAGGGUCUCCCAUAUUCGGGAAGAACGCUGUGGAUAGAGGCAGGCGGUUUCCUGGACCAACCUAUGCACCCCAAGAAGCAGUGGGCCUCCACGAGUAUCACGCGCACAGCAAGUAGACAGGAUGGUACCGAAGGCUUUCGGAAUAAUCCAGACCAUCUAAUGGCUGGGAGAGCUGGCGCAUCCGUAGGUGUCAGAUCAUUCGUGUUUCCGAAAGAGUCUGGGAGUGCAAGCGCCAUCAGUCAAGGUAGCGAGCCUGGAAGCAUUGAGUUGGAGGGCGAAGAGAGAGCGUAUGCAAAAGGAUUAUCUGCCACUGAGCUCGUUGUAGAAGUGGGGGUUUGA